UUAGCUUUUUAGAGAGAGAAAGAGUUUGGUAGGGAUGGUGAAGGCUGGUUCAUACGACAGUAUAAGCGGGAUGAAGAAGGGGGCCUGGAGUGCUGACGAGGAUGCCAAGCUAAAAGACCACAUCACCAAAUUCGGCCACCCCCCCAACUGGCGUCACCUCCCCCUCCUCGCCGGUCUGUCAAGAUGCGGCAAGAGUUGCAGACUUCGAUGGGAGAAUUACCUGAAACCAGGCCUCCGCCAUGGAAGCUUCACCAAAUUUGAAGAGGAUCUAAUCCUGGAAUUACAUGCCAAAAUUGGAAACAAGUGGGCAGCCAUGGCUGCCAUGCUUGACGGGAGGACUGACCAUGCCAUCAAGAACCACUGGAACGCCCACCUGAAGAAGAAGAAGAACAAGAACACGAAGAAGACGACAAGAAAGAGUAAGAUUAAGCGCAGCCAAUCGCCAUCGACUGCCCUAAUUAGUCCGCCUCAAGAUCAAAUUCACUUUCCCCAAAAUCCUAAAAACGAAAAGGAGACUAUAAUCUUGGACGAACUCAAUUCAUCAGAUCUGGUUCCAUUAGUGAACGAUUUGCAGAUUCAGGAUCUCAACGACGACGACUUAGGUUUUCUUGCAGCUGCAAAUUGUCACUCUUCGAUGCUGGAAUUGGAAGAAAGAUUCUCACCUGAGGUGAAUUAUUUAGGUAUCCCUGAAAUUGAUCAUGAUCUGGACCAGCUGCUUCCAAUUUUCAGCUCAUACGAUCAGCUACUUUGCACUGAUGAUCCUCAUCAUAUCUCUGCACUGCUCAUCAACAACAAUGGCAGCUACACUUGUAUAGAACACGAUCCUUCUUAUAAUCAAUUGGAGCAGCUGCAAGAAAAUUGCUUAGAUUUGUAUGGAGAACUAUACCAGACUCCAAACUCGGACAUUAUUAAUGUCGACGAGUCCGAUUGCUUGGCCGCCGGGAGGUGUCCGGCGAUGUCGACUACUAAUGCUCUUGAAGAAGGAGAGGAGAUCAUCAGUUCCAUGUUUCUUGCUAAUUCCUUUGGUGAAGAGGAGGAUAUGAUCUAUGGCCGAUCUGUGUGGUAUCCUUGAAUACAAUAAAGAUUUUGGACAAAUCAAAUUAAAUUUUGAGGUAUAUUUGCAUGUAUGUGUAUAGGGUUCAUUGUAUUGUAUUUGAUGCUUUUAGGGUGUGUUUGUUGAGAGAUUGGAUUUUGAGUUGGGAUUUGAAUAGCAAAAAUUUUGAAUUGUAAUAGUUGUAUGAUGUAAUAUAAAUAAUUGGUGUAUUUGAUUAAUGGUUCAAAUUGUAGUUGAAAGUU
This is a messenger RNA of Andrographis paniculata, 1296 nucleotides long. Its product is annotated as transcription factor MYB13-like. The record is from RefSeq and is a predicted model, not a curated record. NCBI's taxonomy places the organism in Eukaryota, Viridiplantae, Streptophyta, Magnoliopsida, Lamiales, Acanthaceae. Bases 35 to 1072 code for a protein of 345 amino acids. The transcript has 3 exons.